Messenger RNA from Thalassophryne amazonica, 2875 nucleotides. RefSeq lists its product as uncharacterized. Lineage: Eukaryota; Metazoa; Chordata; Actinopteri; Batrachoidiformes; Batrachoididae. The transcript is spliced from 3 exons. Gene Ontology annotation, molecular function: zinc ion binding. The coding region runs from base 1378 to 2748 and encodes 456 amino acids. The record is from RefSeq and is a predicted model, not a curated record.
UUCUCCCAAGCACCCUUUGUGAUUUUCUGGUCUGGCUGGGUUUUGAAUCAAGGAUCCUCUGAUCUGAAGCCCAACGCUUAACCACAAGACCAUCACCUCCCCAUAUAGAAAUGCCCUUUCCAUAUAGAAAUAUAGCAAAUUAUAAACUUUCUGAUUAUUUUGUAGCGGUGACAUUCUUAAACUAAACAUGGUCAUACCUCCACACAAUGCGCUCGGUGCAUGCAUCACUUCCUUGUUUGUUGCUAGGAUGGUACUCUGUUUCUGGUUUUGGAAGUGUCGGUGUUAUGGCUGAGCCUGUGAAGUUCACCCGGUGUCUCUUGGAAUUACCGAAGUUCACUGUUAAUGAUGUGCGUCGUAUCGUCAGAGCAUCAAGUACAACGCCGCAGAAUAAACUUGAAAAAGGUUUCAAGUUUUACGUUUCGUCCUAACUCUGCAAUUUUGAAGGUAAGUCGCUGACGCUAAUUGAAGUUAGCCUGAGGUGGGAGCUAGCACCUGACUGUUGUUUUUUUGGUCACGAACCAAAUAACCAUCCUGUUUCAGGUUAACCAUGUUUGUAGAAAUGCCCAUUUUUGUAUAUUUGAUUGAAGUAUCAGGCAAAAACAAGGCCAACGAGGUAACAGUGAGGGUCCACUGCUACAGGUCUAUGAGGAAAACAGAUGCACCACAUCAGCUGAGAGUAGGACUGGUUAAAAUGGCACAAGUUCUGUUCAGUGUCAACGUUCAAAGUUCUGUUGAACAUGUUCAAAAGUUCGUUCAGCACAAGUUCUACCUUUUUACCCUUGUUCUAACUUAACAUUAACAACUUUGUUAAUCAUAGGCAAAGAUGUUGGUAGCCAGAUGCAGGUGAGUAGCUGAGAUGGAAUUAAUAAGCAGGUGAGGCAAUUUGGUCCAUUUGCCAAAGCAGUAGAGAAAUAAUAAACAAAUGGGAGGGAUUUUUUUACAUUUCGAGCUAUUAGCAUCUACCUCUAUGCCUCAAAAGCAGAAAAUAGUCCACCUCAACUAUUGUUAGAAGCAGAAAAUAGUCCACCUCAGCUAUUCUUCAAACUGCAUGUUCUAACUUCUUGUCACCUUAACUUGUAAACACAUUUCCUACUGUAUCAAUGAAUGUCUUAUCUUUUCAUGGCUCCAACUCUUAUACUUAACACAUUAUGAUGACACUCUUCACGAAGCAAAAUCUGCACUGUUCUGUUUUGGUGGCACAAAAUAAAUAAAUAAAUAAAAUAAAAUGAAGGCUUAUUUCACCUCUGUGUGUAAGUAUUUCAUCUGGACUGAAAAUUACGUUUAGACUGAAAAAUAUGUUUCAGUCACAGACCUAGAUAUCUAACAUGAGCUUGCUCAGUGAACUAGUAAUGUGACGAGUAAUGAAGAACAGUACAAAUGUUACAUGAGACAACAGAUGAGUGGCCUACACCACUGACAACAGGACAGGGCAGGUUUUGCUCCUACUGCCAUUGCUGGAGACAGUCUUUUCAAGAUAAUCAAUUUUGCCUCUGUGUUUUUCAGAUGACAUUACGUGAUUCAAAUCCAGUUGUGCUGAUCAACAGCAUCUGCUCCUGUGUGGCUGGUUGUGGGAUCUGCAACCACUUAGUUGCAUUGCUUUUCCAGACAGCCCAUUAUUCUGAAUGUGGCAUGUCCGUCGUCCCUCCUGUCCUGUCGUGCACAGAGACAGAGCAGAAAUGGCACAAACCCAGAACAAUGGGGGUGAAGCCUGGACCUGUAGAUGCAAUGGUUGUCCUAAAGCCCAAACCAGGUGCUACUACAACCAGUGGAAUAAGAUCAACACUUUACAAGGCCUACAUUGGUGUGCUUCCACACCCAGCUACCCUCAAUCCUGGACCUGCUUAUGCUGGAAUGGAAGCAGAAUCUCUCACACUCAUCUGCACAAUGAACAUCUCAGCUGACAAGCCACUUGUAGACUCCAUCUUUGGGAAGGUGCAAGCUGGCAGCAUACUGUCCUAUCAACCACAACCUCCAUCCGACAGUGUUGUCAUACAUGGAGAUGCACCCCCAUUCCCGAGUGUGCCACUAGAGGGUUACCAUCUAAGCCCAACUGAAUGUUCAUUUGUGCCAACACACCAAGAACAGCUACAUCUGAACUCACUGUCUGUGACCUUGUCACAGUCACACCUCACUGAGGAGGCAACAAGAUGCCAAAGUGCUUCACCUGAGUGGCAUUCACUUAGGAGAGAAAGAGUGACUGCCUCACAUUUCAGAGAGGUGAGCUACGUUAGAGGUCCAGGAACUGCAGAAAGCCUGGCAGAAAGAAUCAUACGAGAAACACGACAAACUGCACAAAUGAAGAGGGGACUGGAAAUGGAAACGGGGGCUUUGAAGGAUUAUGCCGUUCUGAAAAACUUGAACUUAACAAAGUCUGGGCUGGUGGUCCACCCAGAGGACCCAUGGCUGGGUCCAUCACCAGAUGGGCUUGUGUAUGACCCUUUGGAACGCCCAUCAUUUGGGCUUGUGGAAAUUAAAUGUCCCAAUGUCCAAAGUCAUACUGACUGCAAAUUUCUGAAGGUGACACAAGGCCUUCACAAAUUAAAGGAGGGUCAUUGCUAUUACUGGCAAGUUCAGGGCCAAUUACUGUUAACUGGAAUGCAGUGGUGUGAUUUUGUGAUCUGUGCGCAUGAUGACAUAUUUGUGCAGCGCAUUUACAGAGAAACCAGUGUAUUAGAUGAGCUGAAAAAGAAGUGUGACAUGUUUUUCUUUUACACUUACAUGCCAAAGUGCCUGUUCACGCACAAGUAAUUGAAAACGCAAAGAAGACAUGAACAAUUAAAAAAACAAUUUUAUUCAGUCUAUUGUAUUGAUAUGUAUUCAUUGUAUUGAAGAGUUGUAUUCAUUUAAUUUUCACAUUUUAACAGUAAAGGUAAAA